This is a messenger RNA of Heterostelium album PN500, 1479 nucleotides long. RefSeq lists its product as uncharacterized. The record is from RefSeq and is a predicted model, not a curated record. NCBI's taxonomy places the organism in Eukaryota, Evosea, Eumycetozoa, Acytosteliales, Acytosteliaceae. Bases 1 to 1479 code for a protein of 492 amino acids. The transcript has 2 exons.
AUGAGUUGUUUACCAUUAAUUCCAGAAUAUGUAGUUGUAAAGAUUAUAGAGAUUGCUUUUCAAAAUAGAUGGACAAGAUUUGAUUGGAGAUUAUCGUUGGCCACUCUGUCAUGGCGUUAUUUCAAUCAUUUAUCAAAGUCGGUUGAUACGUUCAAUCUCUUUGAUAGAACCGUUGUUUCUCAUGUUACCUCCCCAUAUUGUUUGAUGCGUGAGCCACGAACUAUUUAUACAUCGCUCAGUAAUCUCAACCGAUUGCUGCGAGAUCCGCUGUCUGCUGGCUUCUUGACUACACCAUCGCCAUUCACCACCAACGUAGAGCAGUUGGUUAUCGUUGAGAAUUCACUCUUCUCAAUGGUAUCAAUCAUUGACAUUUCAAACUUUGUAGCACAACUGCCAAAUUUGGUUCGCUUCCAUUUGGAAUCUAAUUUCAAUACGAUUACACCAAACACCUUCUCGAUUCUCGAGUCGACGGAUGCGAAAAUUGUUGACUUUCAAUACUUGGCACCGAUGCCCGCCGAUUCCACUGCUCUAGUCUCGCUUAUUCGAAAGCGUGCACCGUCACUCCAGAGACUGGAAUAUGGACAUCGAUCGCUCAUGAUCAGCUACGAGAAUGAGAGGAUCAUUUAUAAUGAAAUUAUAUCACAACACCAGAGUUUUACACAACUGAGGUCGCUCACUUUGCAAUGUGGUGUUUCAGAUACUCUCAACUUUUUCACUUUGUUACUGGCGUUGCAGCAAUUGGAGUCACUCGCGUUGAUGUGCACCUACAAGGCAGAGGCCGUAGCGAGGAAACAACUGGCAAGCUUUCUAAAUCAUCACGAUGCACUGAGAGCAUUGAAAGUUACCUUUUUGUUUGACAGCCAGCUCACUGCAGCAGUGAACAGUCGACAGCGACUCAGAAGCAUUGUGAUGUCACCCAACGUCAAGCUAACACAGAAAUAUGCAGAUCUUUGUUUCACUUCGUUGGAUUGCUUAAAGCUGAGCAGUAAACUACUGGCUCAAACAAUAGAGUUGAAUCUCAGUGGAAUCAACAAUAUUCGUACGCUCCAUAUCGAUUUGAAUCAAGAGGAAGCAAUCUCACUGAACGAAGGUUCACUGGCAACCUUUAUCGAGACAAACAACACAUGUAGACUAUUAAAGACACAAUAUACCGAACGAAUAGUAGGUGCUUUCGCAAACAAUACAUCGAUAGAUACAGUUGUUUUCAAAUCACUCGAACAAAACAAUCCUUUCUUUGCGCCAACAUUCCAACAAGCAUUAUCUAAAAACAGUACGGUCAGGAAUAUCUUUAUAUAUGACUAUAGUCAACCAGCGACAAAUAAACAUAUUCUCAGAGAACUGUUUAACAGAGUGGAGCAAGAAACACAGUCGGUAUCCAACCAGUUUAUUCUAUUAAAUAUUCGUCAAUAUAUUGAUGAGUCAUCAAUGAUGACAAGUGAGAUGUCUUGUACAGUUGUGGAAUAUACUAAAAUAAGUUAA